AUGUCUCCCCUCUUCACCCUCCUCUCCUCCCUCCCUUUCAUCUUCGUCUUCUCCACCCUCCUCCUACCCUCCUACAUCACCCCUCCUCCUCCUCCUCCUUCACCACCCCCAAUCGUCCCUCGACCAACCAAGCUCCUUCCCCUCGCAGACUUCCUUCCUCUCCCCAGCGCACCCCAACCGCGCCGCUACCGCACACUCUCGGCCCUGGACCUCGGACAGCCUCGCCGACUGUUCUCGAACCUCGCCAAGACUGUCGCCCGCACGUCGGUGUGUGUCAGCGUCGAGCAAGCCCCUCGUGACGCCGCUCGCCCUGCCCAAAGGCUUGAGCACCCGAAGGCCAUCAAGAAGAAGGAGAAGGAACCCAAGACCGUAUCCUUUGCGCUCGAACACAACACCACGCGCAUCGUCGACCGCUGGAUCGUCAAGGUCUGCUGGGCGCGCCACGACGAGGUGUUCGACGUCGACAGGUGGAUCGAGCCGCACGGGCGCGGUCAGCUGCAUUUCCCCAAGACCAAGUUCGUCGGUGAGGGGCCUGAUGCUGAGGCCGAGGACGAUGAGGGGGACGUGGACAUGGUUGAUGCUUGA
This is a messenger RNA of Letharia columbiana, 585 nucleotides long. RefSeq lists its product as uncharacterized. NCBI's taxonomy places the organism in Eukaryota, Fungi, Ascomycota, Lecanoromycetes, Lecanorales, Parmeliaceae. The record is from RefSeq and is a predicted model, not a curated record. The coding region runs from base 1 to 585 and encodes 194 amino acids. The transcript has a single exon.